AUGGGUAGUCUCGGUAUCAGCUUCCAAGUCAAGCUUGAUCUUGCUACGUGGUACAAGAUAUUUGAUGCUUUCGAUGCGCUCGAGACUGACCCACAGUUCAAGCCCUACAACAUAGUCCUUGAUGUUACGAUGAACUAUUACAACACUGACAGGAUACUGGUGGACCAGAUUAUGUUCAGGGCUGAUCACGUUACUCUGCUUACCUUCGCCAACACCUCCCCGCGACUUAUCAACUUUUUCGUAGCCUUCCUGACCAAAAUUUGUCCCAACUGUAACAAUAACUACUAUCCCAAUUACAAGGCUAAGAUCACUUUUUUGGCCGAAGGUGAUUGCAACUCGGGAGCCUGUAGUAAGACGUCGAUGUGUGCUUACUACGGUGAUCGCCUUACCGACCCCAAGGGAGGUAUCCUCUACGCUUACAAUCAGCUUUCGACUGCUCUCGACUAUGUUCGUGAUCAUGUUCUGUCUAAGGAUAAAUUUGAUCACUUCUUUGAAGCCGGUGGUACACAUAUCGGUCUUAGCUCCUUCUCGUGGGUCAUGUGUUACUACGGCUCCGAGUCGUGGCAUCAGAUUGGCCUACAAAAGUGUAUGUCCGACUACCACUCCGCUUCACAGAUAUGCCGUCAAGGUUAA
Molecule: messenger RNA, 633 nt
Organism: Perkinsus marinus ATCC 50983
Lineage: Eukaryota; Perkinsozoa; Perkinsida; Perkinsidae
Exons: 1
Coding region: 1-633 (210 amino acids)
Source: RefSeq, a predicted model, not a curated record